CUCCACAGACGCGCGGUGGUGUCCACAAGUUUUCACGCGCCGAGAAAUCACCAUUUUUCAUCAAUUUUAAGAAGCAGUUUUCACAAUUUUCAUCUCGCGGCUGUUUGGAAUCAUCGCGAGGGGAUAAAUUUAACAGCAAAAAUGGAAAGCACGCCGGUGGAGAUCUUCAAGGAGGACAACAAGUGCCUGAGUCUUGGAGACUGCCCGGUGAAUUCUACAGCUUUAUCGGCGCCAGACAACCGGAGCCUGAGCCAGGACGAAGGCUGGGAGCAGGAGAGCAUGUCCCCCAUCAUCCCCAUCAUCACGGCCGUCUACUCGGUGGUGUUUGUGGUGGGACUGAUGGGCAACUGCCUGGUCAUGUAUGUCAUCAUCAGGUACACAAAGAUGAAGACGGCCACCAACAUUUAUAUCUUCAACCUGGCGCUCGCCGACGCCCUGGUCACCACCACCAUGCCCUUCCAGAGCACCGACUACCUGCUGAACACCUGGCCUUUCGGUCAGGUGGUCUGCAAGGUCUUCAUCUCCAUCGACUACUACAACAUGUUCAUCAGCAUCUUCACUCUCACCAUGAUGAGCGUGGACCGCUACGUGGCCGUCUGUCACCCGGUGAAAGCGCUGGACUUCCGAACUCCGGCCAAAGCCAAAAUGAUCAACGUCUGCAUCUGGCUGCUGUCUUCGGCCGCGGGGAUCCCGGCCUUUGUCCUGGGAGGCACGCAGACCAACAGUGACAUCACCGAGUGCGCGCUGCAGUUCCCGGAGCCGUAUGUGUACUGGGACACGCUCAUGAAGAUCUGCGUGUUUGUGUUCGCCUUCGUCGUGCCGGUGCUCAUCAUCACCGUCUGCUACUCUCUCAUGGUCCUGAGGCUGAAGAGCGUCCGCAUGUUGUCUGGCUCACGGGAGAAAGAUCGCAACCUGCGGCGCAUCACGCGGCUGGUUGUGGUGGUGGUGGCUGUCUUUGUGGUGUGCUGGACCCCCAUCCACAUUUUCAUCCUGGUCAAGGCGCUGGUCAGCAUCCCCGAGACUACCGCCAUCAUGGCCGCCUACUUCUUCUGCGUGGCCUUAGGCUACACCAACAGCAGUCUCAACCCCGUCCUCUACGCCUUCCUAGACGAGAACUUCAAGCGCUGCUUCAAGGAUUUCUGUCUGUCGGCUAAGCUGAAGGGGGAGAAGGUGUCGGGGAGUAAAAAAGUUCCCAUGGUGCGGGAGACCGCCAUCCCCCUGCAGAACCCUGACGAGACUAGCAAGCCGACAUGACUAGCAGUGGAGCUGUCGUCCGUGUCCCUCAUAGGUAAAGAAGACUCACAUGACCUGGGGCUGACCCACAUCACUUCAGCAUUGUAGACUCUCAAGUCAUGUUUGGAAUUACUGCAACAAAAUCUAUUCACCAUUUCUUCUAAGCCUCUGAAAACCCUUCAUUUGUAACACAUGGUCAUCGCCCUGCGUUUUAUCUAGUUUUAGCAUUUUAAAUAUGGUUGAUUGCAAUGAGAUGUAUAGGACAGCGGGUGGCAGUAUGUCGCUGCGUGUUCUGUGCCAGAGAGAGUGAUGAGUCUUUUGUAGUUUUUCAUCAUCAAUUCCAUGAUCCAUGACCCAACAUUUCCUGAAGAUUUCCCAGAAAUCCGUUGUUAUGUUUUGGAGUUGUUUUGCCAAAAGACAAACAAAAACAACUGCCACUCUUGGACUCAGGAAUGCUAA
This is a messenger RNA of Synchiropus splendidus (mandarinfish), 1692 nucleotides long. RefSeq names its product delta-type opioid receptor-like. Gene Ontology annotation, biological process: neuropeptide signaling pathway; sensory perception of pain; G protein-coupled opioid receptor signaling pathway. Gene Ontology annotation, cellular component: neuron projection; membrane. The record is from RefSeq and is a predicted model, not a curated record. NCBI's taxonomy places the organism in Eukaryota, Metazoa, Chordata, Actinopteri, Syngnathiformes, Callionymidae. The coding region runs from base 142 to 1254 and encodes 370 amino acids. Gene Ontology annotation, molecular function: neuropeptide binding; dynorphin receptor activity. The transcript is spliced from 4 exons.